AUGUUUAUUAUUACUAUUCGAGCAACAAGUGAAACUAAAUUCGAAAUUGAUUAUUAUCGAUAUUUACAACAAUUUGGUUAUACGCCAAAGGUUGAGGGUCGUCGAUUAUUUUCUAUAAUUGCUCGAUCUUCAUAUACAGCAGCAAUUCUUAAGUUUCAACGUCUUUAUAAAUUACCGGAAACAGGUCAACUUGAUGAAAGAACAAAAGCUUUUAUGGAAAAACCUCGAUGCGGAAAUCCUGAUCUUGGUACUUAUGAUUCCAUUGGGCAUCCAGUUAAUGUUGAUCAACGUGAAUCUUUAUCUACGAAUGUUCAAGGGCGAUCAGGCAAAACUAAAGUAUCCGAAAGUUCUGCAAUAAAAACACAUAUUUGGCCACAAAAGCAUUUAAAAUGGUUUAUAGAAAAAUAUCCUGAACAACAAAAAUAUAUUACAACAAAAGAUCAUAUUCAACGUAUAAUAAAUCAAUCAUUUAAUGAUUGGCAAAAACAUUCCGGAUUAACAUUUGAAAUGGUCAGUACAAAACAGACAGCUAAUCUUAAAAUAAAAUUUGAUUCAAAAGAUCAUAAGGAUGGAUAUCCAUUUGAUGGACGUGGUGCAACAUUAGCACAUGCUUUUUAUCCAACAAAUGGUGCUAUACAUUUUGAUGAUGAUGAUUAUUUUACAGAUGAUUAUAAAGAUCAUGAUGAAUCAUAUACAUUAAGACUUGUUGCUGCACAUGAAAUAGGUCAUGCACUUGGUUUAGAUCAUUCAUUUGAAAAUGGUUCACUUAUGUAUCCUAUCUAUCAACAAUUUGAUUCAAAUUAUGAUUUAUCAAAUGAUGAUCAACAAGCUAUACAAAACUUGUAUAGUAAACCAGACAUAAAAUCUACAACUGAACAAUCGAAAACAACAUUAUCAUCAUCAACAUAUUCUUUGGAUAUAUUACCAAUUGAUAAUUGGUGUUCAGAAGAAUUUCAAACUGGUUGUGAAGGUCCCGAUGGUGAACUUUAUUUAUUUAAAGAUAAUCAAGUAUGGAGAUAUCAAACAAGAAGAAAACGUUCAUGGGAUCCUCAACCAACAUUAAUUAAUGAACGUUUUCCAUCAUUAACUGAUACAACAAUAACAGCUUGUGUCAAAUCAUCUAUUGGUUAUACAUAUUUAUUUCGUGAUUAUCGUAUGUGGCAAUUAAAAACACAUUGGUCUAUUGAUGGACCCUAUAUACUACAUGGUAAAAAUUAUCCACAAAAUCCACGUAUUGCUUUAUUACAUCGAAAUUCAAUUUAUUUCAUACGUAAUCAUUUAGCAUUCCGUUUAAAUGAAUUUGAUCAUAAUAAUGAAUUAGAAAUUCUUACUAUUGAUGCUAUACUUAAUCCAUCACCAAAUGAUUUUAUACAAUCUGGUUUUACAUAUGCUAAACGUCAUUAUAUAUUUACAAGAGAUUUUGUUUAUGUUUAUGAUGCAACACAUGGAAGUUUAUUACCUGGUUAUCCAAAAUCUAAAGUAAAUGGUUGGUUUGCAUGUGAAUCAACAUUACAAAUACCAACAUCGAGAAGAAAAACGACAACAACAACAGCAGCCAUCAUGCGAACAUUAUCAACAGAAUCAUAUCGAAAACAUGAACACGAUGAAGAUGAAGAUGAAGAUGAUCAUGGUUUUCAUCACCAUCAUCAUCACCAUCAUCAUCAUCAUCAUCAUCGACCGAGACGCCCUUUUCAUCAUCAUCAUCGUUAUCCUCCUCAUCAAUAUCGUCGUCGUUGGGAGUAUUAA
Messenger RNA from Rotaria sp. Silwood1, 1746 nucleotides. NCBI's taxonomy places the organism in Eukaryota, Metazoa, Rotifera, Eurotatoria, Philodinida, Philodinidae. The record is from the annotation of a GenBank genome assembly.